GCGCUCCUGUCGCAAGUCGCAACUGCCCGACUUCCCUGAACUUCCCCAGAGUUUCAUUCCGUUUUGUUGACAGAAUUCAUCUAUCAACCCUCUGUGAUACAACAAGCAUCCCGAUUGACCCUAGUGUUUCCCGGCUAUCCAAGUUCAUCUCUGCGACAAUAUGGCGACAGACACCAAGGACGCGAAGGACGUGAAAGACGUCAAAGAUGAAACUCCUGCCGACACUCGGGAUGCGCUCGAAGUGCUAGAAUCCGAAGCCAAGGAGUGGGACAAGGAUGCCGAAAUAGACCGUAUCCUCAAAGCCUUCCGGCUCGACGCCUACACAGUCCUCGGCCUCAAGCCCGGCGUGACCGAAUCCGACAUCAAGAUCGCCUACCGCAAAAAGUCCUUGCUGAUCCAUCCCGACAAGACCAAAAAUCCCUUGGCGCCCGAGGCGUUCGACCGACUGAAGAAGGCGCAAACGGAGCUGAUGGACGAGAAGCACCGCAAGAACCUAGACGAAGCCAUCGCGGACGCGCGCAUGCUGCUGAUCCGCGAGAACAAGUGGACGGUCGACAGCCCGGAGCUCAAGACGGCCGAGUUCGAGAAGAAGUGGCAGGAGAAGACCAAGUUCGUGCUGAUCGAGAACGAGCAGCGACGACGCAGACAGCUCAAGGCGCAGAUGCAGGAAGAAGGUCGCGAGCAGCGGAAAGCUGACGAGGAGGCUGAGCAGCGCAAGCGCAAGAGGCAACACGAAGAGGACUGGGAGAAGACGAGGGAUCAACGCAUCGAUAGUUGGCGCGCGUUCCAAAAGGGCAAGUCCGGGGAUUCGGAUAAGAAAAAGAAAAAGAAGUUGAAGCCUAUUGGCUGAACUGAUUGACGACACAAGAGAACCUGCAUGCUCUCUCAUAUGAGCGUGCGCAGCAGUACUUUACGGCAAUUGCAACAUGUGUUCGUCGACGACACAGCAGCGGAGCUUAUAACGGGUCGAAGGAAGCCAUUUUUUCAGGCUUGGAGGAAUGGGGGUGUUAAUACGCAAAGCUGGGGUCGCGACUUGGUCGCUUUUGGGAGAAGGUGUGCUUAUGGACAUACAUAUACACGACAGAGAAUCAUGCAUCAUCAUUCUCAGGUAUCUUAGCAGCUACGUCAUCU
This is a messenger RNA of Neurospora tetraspora, 1131 nucleotides long. Its product is annotated as DnaJ domain-containing protein. Bases 161 to 850 code for a protein of 229 amino acids. Lineage: Eukaryota; Fungi; Ascomycota; Sordariomycetes; Sordariales; Sordariaceae. The transcript is spliced from 3 exons. The record is from RefSeq and is a predicted model, not a curated record.